Linum tenue is the source of this 414-nucleotide messenger RNA. The record is from the annotation of a GenBank genome assembly. NCBI's taxonomy places the organism in Eukaryota, Viridiplantae, Streptophyta, Magnoliopsida, Malpighiales, Linaceae.
AUGAUGAAGUUCACUCAAGGAAUACAAGUCGAGGUGCUAACUGACGAAGACGGUUUGAAAGGUGCUUGGUUUGCUGCAACAACUAUUGAACCUUCGGGUGAAGACAAGUACCUUAUUGAGUACAAAACCCUGAGGAAUGAUGAUGAUACUGAGUUUCUCAGGGAAGUCAUUCUUGCUUGCAACAUAAGGCCUUGUCCGCCGGAGAUCAUUGUUGUGGAUGGAUUCAAGGUGUGGGAUGCAGUAGAUGCUUACUACAACGAGGGCUGGUGGGUUGGCGUGAUUGCAAAGAGGAAGAGGAAAGGGUCCCCGAUUUGGAUCUCUAGCCUGCCUGCUCUAACGGUGAAAUCGCCAGCUCAAGACGUUCCGUCUCUUAUCUGGUCCCGUCCCAAAAUCAAAAUCCAUCGAAGUCCAUAG